UCGAGCGCGCCACCGCCACCCGGCGUCAUUCCCGCACGACCACCCGAAUCUCCUCCUCGCCUCGUCCUUCAACCCGUUCUCCUCCUGACAUCAUCCUUUGCGGUUCGGGAUACGACAGUCGUCCGGCGGUUCUUGGGCAAGUUGUGCCUCGCGCGUCCGUCCGGUCCGUACGCCAUGCCUGCCACGGGAUUCGUGAGUCAAGACCCUGUGGCCGAGAAAACCGAACGCAGCGAUGUAUUCACAAAUUAUGGAACGACUGAAAUUUUGUAUACAGGAGGAUGUGCAGUUAUUGUAUUGGGAAUUUUGAUUGCCGCAUGUCAUAUUUGCGCUAAGAAAAAAUUGUUAUGGUUUAAAAAUAAAAGUAAACUACCGACGGCAGCUUCGGAACCACAUUUGGCGUUUUAUCAUCGAAAGCCGACCACGGCCGUGAAGGCUGUUAAAAAUCCAGCAGGAUCACAUUAUUUGAAGAAAAGCCCAAGUCCUACAGGCAGCAAAACACCUGUUGGUGAUGGAAGUAUAAGCCCCGCUGGAUCAGAGAAAACCUCUAGACAUUCACCAACUAUAAGUCCGACAUGUGAACAAAAAACUGUGCAGCCGCCCACACAUACGUUGUCAGUUGUACAUGAGAAUGAAAUAGAUAAUAAGUUAUCAUCGAAAAAUAAUCAGCAACAAACUGAAACCGGUUCAAAUGAUACACCUGGUAAAAUGGGAGUACUUUUUUUCAAACUUCGGUAUAAAAAAGACAAAAAAGUUCUUCUGGUUAAUAUAAAUAAAUGCAUGGAUUUAACACCUAAAGAAAAGAAUUCCGGCACUAGCGAUCCUUAUGUAAAAUUGCAAUUAUUGCCUGAUAAGGAACAUAAAGUUAAGACACGAGUAUUGAGAAAGACAAGGAAUCCAGUUUACGACGAAGACUUUACAUUCUUUGGAAUUCAAACUAAUAAACUUCAAUCUAUGACAUUGCAUUUUGCCAUACUGAGUUUUGAUCGUUACUCCAGAGACAGCCUGAUUGGUGAAGUUUUCUUCACCUUGAAUGAAAAAGAUGUAUUGGAAUCAAUUGAAAAAGAACAAAUUUCUAUACAAAAAGAUAUUAUACUUCGCAGUGUUAAAUCACAAAUCGCCAAUCGAGGAGAAUUGUUGGUAUCUUUGUGUUGGCAACCAGCAACCAGAAGAGUAACAGUUGUUGUGCUUAAGGCUAGAAAUUUACCUAAGAUGGACCUGACUGGAUUGGCUGAUCCAUUUGUGAAGAUAAAUUUCUUGGUUGACGGAACACGCAUAUCAAAGAAACGGACUCACAUGAAGAAACGUACAUUGAAUCCGGUUUAUAACGAAUCAUUUGUGUUUGAUUUGCCUUCAACCGUUGUUGAUUUACAUAAUGUGUGUAUUGAGUUUUGUGUUUUCGAUCAUGAUAGAGUCACUAAAAAUGAAAUAAUCGGUCGAGUUUUAAUGGGGCAUCCAGACAAUCCAUCUGUUACCGCCGAACGUCACUGGAAAGAAGUAAUGAAUGCACCACGGAGGCAAAUAGCUGAUUGGCACAAAUUAGUUGUCUGAACCAACAGGGAACAAAGAAAAAGGAUAUCGCAACAAGAAUAAAAUUAUGUUAUCUAUACUCUUCCUACAAUUUUUGGUUUUGAUUUCUAUUUUGUACCAAAGUUUACCUCUAUAUAUGGAAACAAUCUAUUAUAGUCAUUUUCAAAAUAUACUCUGUACAUUGUCCAAUCGUAUAAUUGACAAUACGGCCCAUUAUAUAUUUCUAUGUCUAUUUUAGACGUUAUGUUAAAUUAAACAUGCAUAGAACAUGUUAUUGGUAAACAUGAAUCAAGAUAAAAUAUGAAGUAUAUUGUUUAGUUUUAUUUUAUUAUUGCCAACCUUUGUACCAAAGCCAUUGACAAAUACAAACAGGGUGUGUUAAAAGAAAAAAAACGAACAAAUAAAAUGAGAUGAAUCAGAAUCAGAUUGUUGAAGAUGGCAAGGUAAAUGUGGAAUCGACAUUUGUCUAACUUAUUUUUAUUCUUUUAUUUUAUUUCAGCCAAUUUAACAUCGCAUGUUUUAAAAUCCAUCUUGUUUAAUUUGUUUUUAAUAUAAAACAGCUUGUGCAUGAGUUUAUAAUAUUUAGUGUUAUUGUUAAGAAUAUAGAUAUGAUGUAACGUAGGUAAGUUGUCAUGCAAACAAUAUAAUUACAAUGUGCUAUUACACUCUAAAAAACCAACAUUAAUACAAAUAAUAUAUAAAUAUAUAAAUUAUUUGCCGACCGUAUUUUUUCGUUUAUAAAAUGUUUAGAUGAAUGAUAAAUUGUUGCGUGUGUACUGUGUACACACACAACACACCACAAUACUAUAUUAUACUAUACAAUCAAAAAUAUAUUAAUGCAUAAUAACACAAAUAUUAAAGUAUUAAUUAUUAUUAUUAUUAUAACUUAUAACAUAAUUAUAUUUAUAUAAAAUAUAUAAUAUAUAGCUGUUUAUUCGAUAAUGUACACUUUUUUUUGUAGUAAUUCUUAAUAUUUACAAAAUAAUUUUUAUUAUUUUUUUAAUUAAUAGCAAAUAUAUUACAAUAUUUAUAGCUUAGAAUGAUUAAAGAUACAAAUAUGUUAAAGGAAACAGUACUUACAUUUCAUAUUUUUUUUUGUAUUAUUAUAGGUAUAUAUACAUAAGUUGAAUAAAUAUAAAAAUAAUCGUUUAAAAAUAGUUUUUUAGACAAUAAAGUAUUACCUAUAUAAAUUUAUUUGUGCUUUUUCUCGUCUGAGUUUAAUAUAUACUCACAGUGUUUUAGAAAACAUAGAUAUUAUAUUAUUUUUAUAACAGUAUACUAUCGAAUAUAAUAUUAUAAGAUGCAAAUUAAAAGAAAAAUCAUUUUAUUUUUUUUUUUUAUUAAUUAGUUUAUUUUUGUUGUACAUAAUAUAUAUUGUUAUAAAAAGUUUAGUAGUACCUAUUAUCAUUAUUAUAAAUAUCGUAUACAGUGUUUUAGAAAACAUAGUAAAAAUUUUAUUUGAAGUAAAUUAAUUAUUGUCGUGUUUUAUGUUAAGUCAUCGACAAUGCUAGUGUCCAUAAAUAUAAUAAAUUAUUUCCACGUUCAGUAUUGUAAUCGUGUAAAAUGUUAUAUAAUACUAUUAGUGAUAACAAUGGUAACAACCCUACUGGUUUUUGAGAUUUAAUUAUUACGUAUUAGAAUUUGAAAGUUGUAUACUUAAUAAAUAUAUUUUAAUUAAAUAUUUUGUGUAGACCGACCAAAAUGAUAUAGCAUCUAUUCAGUCUCGACUAAAGUGCAAAUUAUGUAGAUGUGACCAUAGGGAUGUAAAGUAUGAUGAUUGAUGGUGACGUUAAUAAAAUACAUUUUUGCUUUA
Messenger RNA from Aphis gossypii (cotton aphid), 3340 nucleotides. Its product is annotated as synaptotagmin-4-like. Bases 175 to 1548 code for a protein of 457 amino acids. The transcript has 9 exons. Gene Ontology annotation, cellular component: synapse; axon; membrane. Gene Ontology annotation, molecular function: phosphatidylserine binding; calcium-dependent phospholipid binding; clathrin binding. The record is from RefSeq and is a predicted model, not a curated record. NCBI's taxonomy places the organism in Eukaryota, Metazoa, Arthropoda, Insecta, Hemiptera, Aphididae. Gene Ontology annotation, biological process: regulation of calcium ion-dependent exocytosis; cellular response to calcium ion; vesicle fusion.